GUUACAGACGUAGCCAUGGAUCCAACAUCCCGUCAAUCGGCCAUCGCAACAGAUAACUGUGACGACGAGAAUAGACCACCAACUGUCUUCGACGUGGAUUACUUUGGCACCGUGACGUCUCUGAUUCAGCAGGAGACGGACGAGGAUCUAUUACGCCUAGCCAUGAAGAAGGAUCCUCCACUCAACCUCAUGGAGGACCCUGUGCUCAACGUCGUCAUCGCAUGCAAGAAAACCGACCUCGCCAAACGGCUGAUUCAAAGCAUGCCCGCGGAGAAGCCCGGACCGCUGUGGUACGCUAAUUACCACGACAACACGGCUCUCCAUGUCGCGGCCACCGUGGGUGACCUCGACGUGGCCGAGGCGUUGCUCCGCAAGAACUCAGGUCUCGUCAGUGCACGGAACAAGAAGCAGGAGACACCGCUGCACAAAGCGGCGCUGUACGGGCAAGAGACGAUGUUCUGGUACCUGGCGGAAAUGGGGCCGCACGGCCCGGACGAGCGGAGGGAGGACGGCGCCACCGUGCUGCCCUGUGCCAUCAUGGGUAGCGCGCCGGCUUUAGCACUGAAGAUUGCAAAGAAAUAUCCACAGCUGAUCAUGUCGAGGAAUGAUGCUGCGGUGACUCCGCUGCAGUUGAUGGUGACCAUUCCGGGGUUAUUCCGAAGCCAAACGAAUCUUGGGACCUUCGAGGCCGUAAUUUAUAAGCGUGAGUGCAAGCGGAUCGAUACAUCCGUCGUAAUGUAAUUUCGAGGAUUUACUUCACCAUAAAACAAUCACAGCAUGAAGUUAUGGUAACUAAGGCUUGCUACAUCAAAUAAAAGCACACCAAUAUGCAUGCUAGCUCUUGAAACUUCACGGCUGUAUACUUUGAUUGGAAUGUUACAGUGAUUCCAUACGAAGAGGACUCCAGCAAGCCACGUGUAGUAGAUGAAGAGCAACCUACGGACUCGAGCGCUGGUGAAGUAUGUGCUUCCGGAUGAAUCAUUUUAUUUUGCUUGAUGGCAUGGAUAUAGUUCAUGAGGUCGAUAGCAUCAUUUCUAGUACUUGUCAAUAAUAUUUAUUACAAAAUCUAAGAGAAGUUUUUUCCUCAAACUAGACAAUACAAAGUUUGAUCUACCAUGUGUUAGAAAUUUUUGUAAUACGAGUCGGAGUCAUUCUGGUUAGGGUUAACGAAUUACCCUUUUAGGAUAUUUCUAUUCAUCUCACAUAUGAAUAUGGGUUUUUAAAGUCUUUCACAUAUUCAUAAAGGUUUAAACUUAAUAUAUGUAACUCAAUUCUUUCAAUCAUGAAUGAACUAUCCUUUUUAAGUCUUUCUCUUCUUUGAAGGGUUCAAACUUCCAGUUCAUAUAUUUUUUAACUUUACGAUACGGUUCACACAUCGACAUCUACCCAGUGGUAUGACUCAUCUACAUUCAGUGGCUGGAAUAUUAUAUAAUUUUUUUUAUAAAUCAUGAGUUUGAGUCAUAUUCUAGUUAGGGUUAAUGUAUAUUGGUCAUACGUCAUACAUCAAUUCAAUCUAGAAACUUAAAAUUUUUAUAUUAUCGAUCAAAUUUAGUAUAUGUAAUUAGACUCUUUCAAUUAUUAGUAAUAUGAGACUAUCCUCUUAGCAUAUUUCUUUUCAUCUCAUAUAUGAUUUGUCCUUGCUCGAAGAUUAUUUCCUUCUAUUGUUUCUGACGUUGGCGUCUACAUGUACGUAAUAAGGGAGGUGCAAAAUAUGUCAAGCGAAAAGUUGUGUCUCUUCUGUCCCCCAAAACGUUUAUUUCGAAAUUCCCAUCUCACUACAGCAGUCUCUUUGACCUGUUGGAAUUGAUGUUCAUCCCAGCCAGAUGGGUUCAUUUGUUGCUUUUCCGCAUUCUAAAGCAAUUGUUCCCUAUGAUCGAACGUCUGGAGAAGCAAAAGGAAACCCACAAGGAAACCUUGGAACUGAUCGAGUUCUUAGCCUAUCAUCCAGAGCACAUGGAGUUCUAUUCCAAGGGAAGACAAAAAGGCAAGGAGGAAAGUCUUCUUGUUGGAGACAUCACCAGUUCUGCAACAGGACAGUCUCCUCCGUCCACGGACGCUGGUGAAGGCCAAGGAGUAAAUGGAGGAGGGAACCGAGAUCAAGACUUUGAUAGGUUUGCGGAAAAGCUAUUUAUGUAUAUGUCGCACAUGGAUGCCAAUCACGAAGCAGCAGCAAAAGAGCUCAAGAAGAGCAUGAAGGAGUCGAUGGAGGAAGUGUCCGGUGAAUCCACAAUUAGAAGAUGUGACGAGCCGCCCCUGAUCUUGGGUGCACAAAUGGGUCUUCCUGAGUUCGUCAGGUCGAUCUUGCUAGUAUGUCCGCAGGCAGCAGCAUACCUGGACACCAAGGGGAGAAGCGUUCUCCUGGUGGCUAUAGAGAACGGUAACCUAGAGAUCGUGGAAACUAUACGUGAGAUGACGCAGGGGAACUGCCCCAUCCUACCAUCCUGCAUUUUGCUUCCACCAAAGGCCCUGGUGAUGACCAAGCUGCAGUACAGAUACAAGAUGAACUGAUACGGUUUGAGGUCGAGUUGCUAGCUAAUACCUACGUUAAUUUUCCUUUUUGGUUCAGCAAAUUAAUUAGCACUCGCAUGAUGUGCUAAUAGCUACCGAAACGAUGCAGAAAAGACAGCACAAGAGAUGUUUAGUGAGAGUCACAAAGAGAUGGCUAAGGCGUGCAAGGAACAACUGGUGGGGAUGGGCCAGACAUGCUCAGGGCUUCUGGCCGCCGUGGUGUUCGCGUCGACCUUAUCCAUCCCCGGCGAGAAGGAUCCGGCAACCGGAAACCCGGUCUAUUUCGACAGGCUACCU
This is a messenger RNA of Musa acuminata AAA Group (dessert banana), 2805 nucleotides long. RefSeq lists its product as uncharacterized. The record is from RefSeq and is a predicted model, not a curated record. Gene Ontology annotation, molecular function: protein binding. The coding region runs from base 16 to 741 and encodes 241 amino acids. NCBI's taxonomy places the organism in Eukaryota, Viridiplantae, Streptophyta, Magnoliopsida, Zingiberales, Musaceae. The transcript has 4 exons.